Molecule: messenger RNA, 999 nt
Organism: Brettanomyces bruxellensis
Lineage: Eukaryota; Fungi; Ascomycota; Pichiomycetes; Pichiales; Pichiaceae
Exons: 1
Coding region: 1-999 (332 amino acids)
Cellular component (GO): mitochondrion
Source: RefSeq, a predicted model, not a curated record
AUGAUUCGUACUCUUUUUCACCAUGAGAAAAAAUUGUUCCAUCCAUAUAUACAUAUCAUAGUUUCAAGUUGGUCGCGUUCUAUUCAAAGGACUCUGUACUUAUUUAGACCCAACAUAGUAUCAAUUGGACAGUACCGUGACAUUUCAACAGUUUCUCGGACAACGAUAAAGGGCAAUGAUAAAGUAUUAAUCGAAUCGGUGACAGAUUCUAAGACGAGUUUGAAAGGGGAAAGCAGAAACAGUAGUACUCGACAGAAGAAAGCAAAGAAGAAGCCAAAAAAGACAGAUAAUAAGCCGGUAUCCGAUGAAAAUGCAUGCCUUAGUCUUGAAAAGUAUCUCGAGGAUGCAAGAUUAAGAAGUUCAUCAGUUAACUCUACCGUUUUUCAUGGAACAUUUUAUGAGCUAAACUUUAUGGAGUUUUUACAAAAAAACUUCACAGUUAACAGAAUCAUACACCAAGGAGGCAAGGAUGAUAAAGGCAUAGAUAUUCGUGCUACCUGGUAUCCCAUGGAUAACUUUGGAUUGAUAUCUGACAAGGAGCCUGUAAAGAAGUUUGUGAAAGUUAACUCUAUUAGUCGAGUUAGGCCAAUUGCGCUAAAAAAGAGCAAAACCGUGAAAUUGUUCAUUCAGUGCAAAAGCUGGAAGAAAAGCAGAAUUGACGCAAAACUGAUACGAGAAAUGAAUGGCACAUUUACAAAUACUGGAAGGGGGGAUGUCGGGCCCAGUUCUAACUCUAGAACACGUAAUUUUUUAAUGAUUGUGUGUCCUACUGGAUUCACCCGACAGGGUAGGAUGGACUUCGAUCGCAGUUUAUUACCCUUGAUGUUCACGAAGUUCUCUAGGGCCAAAAUCUGUGACUUAAAAAAAUCACCAUAUGAUAUUAAAAACUACAACAAAGGGCAAUUUGAAAGUUUUUACUGUAAUCCCAUGGCUGCCGCUUUGCUAAAAGGUCUUAACUGGUCAGAAUUUAUGAAGCAUCUCGAAGUUGAACAAACUUAG